GAUCCGAUUCGUAAUGCAAAAGUAGAUGCGACAUCGACUGUCUACGCUGUUGUGCAAAUCGGCUUACGUGGUGGCAUAUUUCAGUAUACAAAUGCGCUAAAAGUGCUCGGCAAGCCAUCCCAGGUGUUAACAUUCGACGAAGCAUUCUUCUGCUAUCGAGGCUCAACGUUGAUCGAGCAGGAUAAAUGCAGUAAGGAUGAUUUCCCGACUAGUUCUCGAGCUACUCCGCCGCCACCACCUGCACCUGUGCUUGCUCCUGUCCCCGUAUCCAUUCCAGCCUCAUCGAUGAAUCUGCGCCACUCCACCGAUACUACUUCUGCAUCCGCAGAUGCCAAAGCCGCGAGUCGACGCCUUUUAUGA
Messenger RNA from Gongylonema pulchrum, 360 nucleotides. Lineage: Eukaryota; Metazoa; Nematoda; Chromadorea; Rhabditida; Gongylonematidae. The record is from the annotation of a GenBank genome assembly.